UGUUUGGUUUAGUGGCUUGAGGACGUGUAUUAGAUUGUGGACGUAAUCUUGUUCCUCCUUCCAGUUAUUGACAUGCAGCCGUUCAAAGAGAAGAAUAAAGCCAGACUGAGGGAGGAGUUUGCUGAGACCAUGGAGGGAACCGGAGAUGAGAGAACUCUCCUCAACAGCAUCUUCAUACCACUUUACAUGACAACAGGGGAGAGUAAAGGGGUCAAUAAAGAACAUGAGAUCAUGCAGACUGUGUAUCCAUCCAAGGGCAAACCAUCAUCAGAAAGGCCAGUCCACUAUAGUGACAUCUUCAAUCCCCGAGGUGAACAAGAGACAAAGAUUGUGCUGACGAAGGGCAUCGCUGGCAUUGGAAAAACCAUCUCAGUGCACAUGUUCAUUCUAGACUGGGCAGAAGAGAAAUCCAAUCAGGAUAUAGAUUUCAUCUUUGUGCUUCCAUUCCGAGAGCUGAAUUUGAUGAAAGGUGACUUCAGUCUUCAAGGUCUUCUGAAGGAAUUUCAUCCAGAGCUUAAAGACAUAGAAGAUGUGGAGAAAUUCAACAACCACAAAGUUCUGUUCAUCUUGGAUGGGAUUGAUGAAAGCAGAUGUCUUCUGGAUUUCCAACACAAUGAGAGAGUGUCUGAUGUUACGAAGGAUUGUCCAGUUGAUGUUCUGCUGACCAACAUCAUGAAGAAGAAUCUGCUUCCCUCUGCUCUCCUCUGGAUAACCUCCCGACCUGCAGCAGCCAGUCAGAUCCCCCGCAGAACCGUCAACAUCAACCUGGAGACAGAAGUUCGAGGGUUCCAAGAAGAACAGAGGCUUGAAUACUUCAGGAAGAGAUUUUCUGAUGAUGAGGACCUGGCCAACAGAAUCAUCGAACACAUCAGGACCACAAGGAGCCUUUACAUCAUGUGUUACAUUCCUAUCAUGUGUUGGAUUAUCGCCAAGGUCCUAGAACACAUGUUGAGAGAAAACAACAGUGGAAAAAUCCCCCAAAGUCUGACUGAAAUGUACAUUCACUUCCUGAUUACUCAAACAAAGUGUGGAUUCGAAAAGUAUCAGGGGGUAACUGACAUGGAUGACGAGAAGGUUUUAGAAUUAAGUAAAGACUUGAUGCUGAAACUAGGACAGCUAGCAUUCGAACAGCUGGUGAAGGGGAGUGUAAUAUUCAAUGAGAAAGACCUGAGAAAAUGUGGGAUUGAUGUUGAUGAAGCUGCAGUGAAAUGUGGACUGUGCACAGAAAUCCUGAAGGUAGAACGUGGGCUGUCUAAGAAGAAGAUGUACUGCUUUAUGCACCUGAGCUUUCAAGAGUUCCUCGCUGCUCUCUAUGUGUUUUACUGCUGUGUCACCAAGAACAUCAGUGCUCUGGAGUCCUUCCUGGAGAACGUGUCUGCAGAGCUGCCCCUGCAUGAGUUGCUGAAGAGAGUCGUGGAUAAAGCUCUACAGAGUAAGAAUGGACACCUGGACCUGUUCCUCCGCUUCCUUCUUGGCAUCUCACUGGAGUCCAACCAGACUCUCUUACAAGGCCUUCUGCCCCAGAUAGACAACAUCUCAGAGACUGAUGAGGAGAUGAAGAAAUACCUCAGGAAGCCAGACGUAGAGAAUAUCUCACCAGAGAGGCACGUCAACCUCUUCCUCUGCUUGACUGAGAUGAACGACAGUUCAGUACAUGAGGACAUUCACCAGUUCCUCACGUCACCAGAUCGACAAGAACGUGCUCUCUCAGGGGAUCACUGCUCAGCGCUGGCUAAUGCACUUCUGAUGUCACAAGGCGAGCUGGAUGAGUUGGACCAGAGGAAAUACAACAUAGAUAUCCAGGGGCGGAACAGAUUGGUCCCAGCAGUGAGGAAAUGCAGAAAAGCUGUACUGACUGACAUGAUUCUCAGACAUGAGGACUGUGUAUCACUGGCCUCCUCCCUCCAGUCACCAGACUGUCCUCUGAGAGAGCUGCACCUGGAGGAGAUAACGCUGUCUGUUGUUGAUGAUGGUGGUAAAGAUGGUGACCUGAGUGUUGUCUAUGCUGCCCUAAGAGGUCCACACUGUAAACUGGAGAUACUGAGACUGACUAACAUGAGUCUCAUCCCUGAGGACUGUGCAUCACUGGCCUCCUUCCUCCAGUCACCAGACUGUCCUCUGACAGAGCUGCACUUGGGGCGGGUUAGAGUGUCUGAUGGUGACCUGAAUGUUGUCCUUGCUGCCCUGAGAGGUCCACAGUGUAAACUGGAGACACUGAGACUGACGGACAUGGAUCUCAGACAUGAGGGCUGUGCAUCACUGGCCUCCUCCCUCCAGUCACCAGACUGUCCUCUGAGAGAGCUGCACCUGGAGGGGAUUACAGUGUCUGGUUAUGAUGAUGAUGAUGAAGAUGAAGAUGGUGACUUGAAUGUUGUCCUUGCUGCCCUGAGAGGUCCACAGUGUAAACUGGAGAUACUGAGGUUGAAAAGGUGUUACCUGACGGAGGACAGUUGUAGAAAGUUGUCUUCAGCUCUCAGCUCAAACUGUCACCUGAGAGAGUUGGACCUGAGUCACAACAACCUGCAGGAUUCAGGAGUGAAGCUGCUCUCUGAUGGACUGAAGAGUCCACACUGUAGACUGAAGAUCCUGAGGCUGUCGUUCUGUGGAGUCACAGAGGAAGGCUGUGCUUCUCUGGCUUCAGCUCUCAUCUCAAACUGUCGUCUGAGAGAGUUGGACCUGAGCUUCAAUCACCCAGGAGACACAGUUCUCUCUGGUCCACUCUGUAGACUGGAGAAACUCAAUGUGGACCAUAAUGAAGAGAUCUGGGUGAAACCACAGCUGCUUAAGAAGUAUGUCUGUGAUCUCACACUGGACCCAAACACAGCUCACAGAAAACUCUCUCUGUCUGAGGGCAACAGAAGGGUGGAGGGGUUGGAUGACGACCUCCCAGAUUGGUUUGGUGUACAGAAGGACAACAGGAGGGUGGAGGAGGACCUGUUGUAUCCUGAUCACCCAGAGAGGUUUGAUGAACAGCAGCAGGUGCUGUGUAGAGAGGGUCUGACUGGAUGCCAUUACUGGGAGGUGGAGUUGGGGGGGGAGGUGGGGUGGCAUCUGGUAGGAGUGACGUAUAGAAGCAUCAGGAGGAGAGGGAGGAGUGCAGCCUGUAGACUUGGACACAACGACAGAUCCUGGUGUCUGGGCAAGUCUUGUUCUAAACUCUAUGUCCAGCACAAUUGUGAAGGGACUUCAAUACCUGUCAGAUCUCGGUCCAGCAGAGUAGGAGUUUACCUGGACUGGCCAGCCGGUGUUCUGUCCUUCUACAGCAGCUCCUCUGAUACAAUGACCCACCUGUACACAUUCAACAGCACCUUCUCUGAGCCCCUCUACCCAGGGUUUGGCAUUAUGUUGCUUGGGUUCUCAAACUCACUGUCCCUGUGUAAAGUAAAGUAAAGUUCCUUCUGGAGGAACACAACAUGGGUCUCCAUAGAAACAGCCCCACUUCUGUUGUUUGGAUGUGUUGUUGAUGGUGGAACCCCCCCCCCCCACACACACACACACACUUGUCAGAUCAACACACACAUCAGAACAUCACAAACACUUUAGAAGAUAAAAUGAUAUAGUCCAUUAAAUAAGCAGGGACCAGGGUUAUUACACUGUUCUAAACUCCCCCACAGUUUGUUAUUCAUGGUUCUGUGUUUCUUGGUUUUUAUUUCUGUAACAAUUUUUUACAUUGGAGACUGUAAUUUGUGUAAUUUCCUAAAUAAACAGACACAAGCAAAUAGCAA
This is a messenger RNA of Osmerus eperlanus (European smelt), 3725 nucleotides long. RefSeq names its product NACHT, LRR and PYD domains-containing protein 12-like. The transcript has 8 exons. Bases 73 to 3390 code for a protein of 1105 amino acids. Gene Ontology annotation, biological process: intracellular signal transduction. Gene Ontology annotation, molecular function: protein binding. NCBI's taxonomy places the organism in Eukaryota, Metazoa, Chordata, Actinopteri, Osmeriformes, Osmeridae. The record is from RefSeq and is a predicted model, not a curated record.